This is a messenger RNA of Lucilia sericata (common green bottle fly), 606 nucleotides long. RefSeq lists its product as uncharacterized. Gene Ontology annotation, molecular function: protein phosphatase inhibitor activity. Lineage: Eukaryota; Metazoa; Arthropoda; Insecta; Diptera; Calliphoridae. The coding region runs from base 1 to 606 and encodes 201 amino acids. The transcript has a single exon. Gene Ontology annotation, biological process: regulation of signal transduction. The record is from RefSeq and is a predicted model, not a curated record.
AUGUUACGAAAAUCUCAACGUUCAAGUAUUUCGGUCCAGAAUUUAGCACAAAAUUCUAAAUUAGAGAAAAAAUUAAGAUUUAAUGAAGAAAACAUCCAACAAACUCAUCAUCCAGUUCAAAAGGAUUAUGGAUUUAUUGCUAUUCCUGAAGCUAAAACACCAUUUCCUAGGCACGGUGAUCCCAUAGCAGCCGAAGAUUUACGUAAACGUUUACAAGAAUCACUAGAUCGUGCUAAUCGUAUGAUGCUCAAUGAUAAUACUGAUGAUGACGACGAACGCACCUUUAAUAUGGAUGAACUGCAAACACCAUUAGCUAGUUUAGAUUUCGAAGAUCAAGAACGUAGACGAACUGAAUUCUAUAAGAAACGUAAACAAUUUUAUCAAUCUGAAUACAUAAUAGCGCAACAAAAAUCAAUGAGCUCAGAAAUACCAGAACCUGGUCCGUCUGUUGGAGAGAAUUGGCGUAUUGUGAACAAUGAUGGAAACACUUCUUUGCCGUCAAAUUUCAAUUCCUUUAUAAGUAAUAAUCGUCAGUCUACGGUUAAUUAUGAAACACUGCGUGAAAUUGCCGAACAAAUGUCUAGUUCAAGUGAACAAUUUAUUUAG